This is a messenger RNA of Camellia sinensis, 1518 nucleotides long. NCBI's taxonomy places the organism in Eukaryota, Viridiplantae, Streptophyta, Magnoliopsida, Ericales, Theaceae. The record is from RefSeq and is a predicted model, not a curated record.
AUGGCUAUCCCGGACUUCAUCGGUACCCCCCUAUUCCAUUUCGCAUGCACGGCGUUAGAGAACGCGGAUUACCGUGAAAUAUUGAUGUGCAUGCCAGAUGAUGAGAAUGUAGUCGGUUGGCUUGCACAAUUGCAGGUUUCGAAAGGCCUGACUCAUCGACAAAUAAUGUUGAAAGGUCAAAGUAGCAACUAUAGAAAUUACGAUGAUGUAAUCAUCGAACUCGCCGAGGAAGAAGAAGACAUACAAAAAAGCAUAAUCAGUGACGCUGCGCAGCAUGCAAUGGAAUAUUACAUGAAGUACAUGGAGAAGAUCCCAUGCCGAACUUCUAUUCUGACCGGUCGUGCCUGGAUUCAAGAAUUGUUUGAUGGGCACGUAGGCAGACGCGAACAAAAUUUGCAUAUGCCACUGUGUGUGUUUCAAGCGUUGUGUGACACAUUGCGAAGCGACUUCGGUUUACGGGUACCUACAAGACCCCAUGGAUUACAUAUUGAAGAAAGUGUCGCGAUGUUCAUCCAUACGUUGGACGGUUGUAGUAACCGAAAACUUCAGGAACGAUUUCAACACUCAGGAGAAACUGUGUCACGACAUUUCCAUGCAGUGUUAGAAGCGAUGAAGUUGUUCACAGAAGUGCAUUGUAAGCCCACCCGAGAUAAAAAUAGUAGGCAUCCAUAUUUGCGAUCCAGAGGAAAAUACGUGCCUUUUAAGCAUUGUAUUGGAGCGUUGGACGGUACUCAUGUAGAAGCCGUGUUGCCUGCCCGUGAUGCCGGCACAUACUACGGUCGUAAAGGAUAUCCAACACAAAACAUACUAGCAGUAUGCGACUUUGACAUGUGCUUCAUUUUCAUAUCUUGUGGUUGGGAAGGAAGCAUGCAUGACAGUCGCAUCUUCAAUGAAAUAACUGAGAACGCACAUGCACCGUUCCCGCACCCCCAAGAAGGUAAAUAUUACCUUGUGGAUGCGGGAUAUGCAAACAAGAAAGGGUAUUUGGCACCAUACAAAAAAUCCUGGUAUCACCAGGCACAGUUCCGGGAUCAUGGACGGCCCGAUAACCCAAGAGAAUUGUUCAACGAGGCGCAUGCAUCAUUGAGGAGCGUGGUGGAAAGAACAUUUGGAGCGUGGAAAUCGCGCUGGAAGUUCCUGCAUAACAUGCCCGACUAUGAUUUUGCGACGGUGCAGGUGCCAUUGGUUGGUGCGUCAAUGGCCUUACACAAUUUCAUCCGUAGGCACGAGAUAGCUGCUAAUGCACACAAUGAACAUAUAAGAUGUUGCUCUGUUCCGGAUGACAUGCCCACUGCAGAAGGAGGAGAAAAUAUGGAUGAUGGCCUCAUGGUGGGGGAUACGGAUGUAGAUAUGGCCAGAGUUCGCGUGCGGAUCCGUGACCAUUUGUUUCAUAUACGGAAUCAAGGACUAUUGUGAAAUGCUUGUUAUCUAAUGUAUGUGUUUGUGUAAUUUGUAUUUCGGCAUUGCAAUGUGACUGUAACAAAUUACUUAUAUUUGUAAUUUGUGUACGAACGAUGU